Messenger RNA from Brachypodium distachyon (stiff brome), 797 nucleotides. RefSeq lists its product as uncharacterized. Lineage: Eukaryota; Viridiplantae; Streptophyta; Magnoliopsida; Poales; Poaceae. The transcript has a single exon. Bases 109 to 321 code for a protein of 70 amino acids. The record is from RefSeq and is a predicted model, not a curated record.
CCCCUCUGCCAAGCCUUGUGAAGGAAAUCUGCCCACCGCUCGCUCAUUCAGUCACUCUGCUUGCUUUUGCUAGGCCCUUUGCCUUCCUUCCUCCUCCUUUUCUUCGCCAUGAAACCCCCUCACUUCACCGGGGAAGCGGCCGCCGGCGCCUCCUGGGCUCACGAGGUCAAGCAGGCCCUCCGUGACAAGCUCCGGUGGACUGUCGCCGCCGCCAGGCCCACGUCCGCCGUCGCCGUGGCGGGCGCCGGCGCCGGCGCCGGCGCCGCCGCCGAGGACCCCAUCAGGAGAGUCAUGUUCUUGGCUCCAUGGGGUCACACAUAAAAAAAAGAAAGAGAGAAGCAAGUGCUUGCAUGCUUUGCGUUGCAUGUCGUAAUUGGCCGCCGCCCGGAUCUGCAGUUAACACCUGAAACAAAACCAUGGUAAUCCUAUAUAUAUGGACCAUGAACAUGAACUCAUCAAGGACUAAACACUAGAUCGACACUUGUGUAUAUCUAGUUCAUGUUGAUCUCUUGGCAUGGUGAGGAGAUCUUGACAAGUUCAUGUGUAUAUGGGUGCUGGGUUGAAGCGCAACAACUGCUAGCUGCAACUUAAACCUGUUUUGAUUUCUUCUUUCCUCGCCAAGAGAGUAUGUGUGUACUACCAAGAGCCUGUGAAAAGCUAUGUAAUUUAUGAGCUAGUAAAACCCUUCCUCCUUGAUCUGAUCUUACAUGCCCCGUUGUUUUUUGCCCAGUUGAUUCUGUUCAGAUAUACAUAGUGGAGUACUUGUGAAAUAUGCAGAGAAACCACGGUAAAAGCCA